UGUCGCAACAAAACCAGACAUCAAUCAUUACCAAACAAAAGAAACACCAAAGUUCCAAGAUCAGAUCUUGCCCGUGUGUACGGCACCAGAUCGCUCUUGGGAAAAAGCCUUCCCUUUUAAUCUCUCUGCAACACACUUUCCAUUCACCACGCAGGAGAAGAACAUCGUAUCAGAUCCAAAAGCUUCUCUGACAUAUUUGCCUUUUCUUGCUAUUUUUUCCGGCUUCCUCCCUUUUCCACGGACUCGAGUCUGCACGUAAAAGAAGUUGUGCUUGAAUCAAGAUGGAUCAGCAAGGACACGGUCAACCCCCACCGAUUGGGGUUGUUCCUGCCGCAGGUCAAUUGCCCUACGGCACGAUGCCUUAUCAGCCAGGCCAGAUGAUCGGCCCUUCGAGUUUCCCGCAUAUUCAGCCGACUAGCCAGCCUCAGCCGCCGGGAUCCCAGCUUGCACAUAACCAACUGGCCUAUCAGCAAAUUCACCAGCAGCAGCAGCAGCAACUGCAGCAACAGCUCCAGUCUUUCUGGGCAAACCAGUAUCAAGAAAUCGACAGGGUCGCAGACUUCAAGAACCACAGCCUCCCUUUGGCCAGGAUCAAGAAGAUCAUGAAGGCCGACGAGGAUGUGAGGAUGAUCUCGGCCGAGGCGCCGAUCGUGUUUGCUAGGGCGUGCGAGAUGUUCAUCCUGGAACUGACAUUGCGCUCCUGGAACCACACCGAGGAGAACAAGCGGACGCUCCAGAAGAAUGAUAUAGCAGCAGCAAUCACCCGGACAGAUGUCUUUGACUUUCUGGUGGAUAUUGUUCCUAGGGAGGAGCUGAAGGAGGAAGGGCUUGGGACAGUUCCAGGAGGAGUGCUCCCUGCCAGCGGGCCCGUGGAUGGGCUACCUUAUUGCUACGUUCCGCCGCAGCAGGUGUGUCAGGCUGGGCCUCCGGGGAUGUUUGUUGGUAAGGGUGUGGUUGAUCCUGCCAUGUAUCCAUAUAUGGCUCAACAAAUGCCCGAGACAUCAGAGCAACAGCAAUCUCCCUCAGAUCAUCAGUAGUUAUAAUACUGAGUAGAGAAUAUAUUCUCUCUCCACAUAUUGGCCAGUUGGUAUCUGAAGAAUGGAAUGAGAGGCCUUCUGAGUUGAUAACCUGAUUCUGACUGGAGAAGAGUGAAGAUGAUGCAUAACAUGAUUGUUAAGAGUAGCCGAUCUUGAUUUAGUCUAUGUUACCUUCUCAGUUUCCCUCGUUUUAGUUACCUGAAGAUACAAAAUUAGUUGUCAUUUUGGCAUCUGAUUUGUUGAAAAGGAUUGUGUAUUCAUUCUGCACUAAGUUCUACACCUUCUCCUUCAAGUGACUUGAUCCUUAUCCUCCUUUACCCUUAAAAUGCAAUUGCUCGAUGUGCUUUGGCAACA
Molecule: messenger RNA, 1391 nt
Organism: Eucalyptus grandis
Lineage: Eukaryota; Viridiplantae; Streptophyta; Magnoliopsida; Myrtales; Myrtaceae
Product: nuclear transcription factor Y subunit C-3
Biological process (GO): regulation of DNA-templated transcription
Cellular component (GO): nucleus
Molecular function (GO): protein heterodimerization activity; DNA-binding transcription activator activity, RNA polymerase II-specific
Source: RefSeq, a predicted model, not a curated record